AAGGGGGGGGUGACAAUUUUCUUUUCUGAGCCACUCAGCCAGCAAUGCACCUGCACCCUGUACCUGGGCACGGUGCCGCCCUGCACGCAGCAGCCCCAGGGGUGGCUACUCCCCCCGCUGCCCGGGGCACGGUCCCGCCGCUAUAAAAAGGCCCCUCGGGCGGACGGCGCUGGGUGUAGCUGAUACAGCAGCAGAAGGAGCUUGUGCCGGGGACAGCCACCGCAAACCCUGGGUUGGGUGGUAGCCACCGACAGGUCCAAGCUACACAGAAUGCGUGAAAUCGUGCACCUUCAGAUCGGCCAGUGCGGGAACCAAAUUGGAGCUAAGUUCUGGGAGGUGAUAAGUGAUGAACACGGCAUUGACAUCGCUGGAAACUACCGUGGGGAUGCGUCGCUGCAGCUCGAGCGAAUUAACGUCUACUUCAAUGAGGCUUACUCCCAUAAAUACGUGCCCCGUUCUAUCUUGGUGGACCUGGAGCCCGGUACGAUGGACAGUGUACGGUCUAGCAAAAUAGGCCCACUCUUUCGCCCUGACAAUUUCAUUCAUGGAAAUUCAGGCGCUGGAAACAACUGGGCCAAGGGCCACUACACAGAAGGUGCUGAACUGAUUGAGAACGUCAUGGAUGUGGUCAGGAAUGAGUGUGAGAGCUGUGACUGCCUUCAGGGCUUCCAGCUCAUCCAUUCACUGGGGGGUGGUACAGGCUCAGGUAUGGGCACACUCCUCAUCAACAAAAUCCGAGAAGAAUAUCCCGACAGGAUCAUGAACACCUUCAGUGUUGUGCCUUCACCCAAAGUGUCCGACACAGUCGUAGAGCCAUAUAACGCCAUUCUCUCCAUCCAUCAGCUAAUAGAGAAUACAGAUGAAACCUUUUGCAUUGACAACGAAGCUCUAUACGAUAUAUGUUUUAGGACUUUAAAGCUCACCAACCCCACCUACGGUGACCUCAACCACCUAGUGUCCCUAACCAUGAGUGGUGUCACAACCUCCCUCCGCUUUCCUGGUCAGCUGAAUGCAGAUCUGCGGAAGCUGGCCGUUAACAUGGUGCCCUUCCCUCGCCUCCACUUCUUUAUGCCGGGCUUUGCUCCACUGACGGCUCGAGGCAGCCAACAGUACAGAGCCCUCUCGGUGCCGGAGCUUACUCAGCAGAUGUUUGAUGCCCGCAACAUGAUGGCAGCCUGCGACCCUCGUCGUGGCCGGUACUUGACCGUGGCGUGCAUCUUCAGAGGCCGAAUGUCUACCAGAGAGGUGGACGAGCAGCUGCUGGCUGUCCAGACCAAGAAUAGUUCCUACUUUGUGGAGUGGAUCCCUAAUAACGUCAAAGUGGCCGUGUGUGACAUACCCCCGCGAGGACUGAAGAUGGCAGCGACCUUUAUUGGCAAUAACACAGCCAUUCAGGAGCUCUUCAUCAGGGUUUCCGAACAGUUCUCAGCCAUGUUCAGAAGAAAAGCGUUUCUCCACUGGUACACGGGGGAAGGCAUGGAUGAGAUGGAAUUUUCUGAAGCAGAAGGUAACACCAAUGACCUCGUGUCCGAGUACCAGCAGUACCAGGAUGCCACUGCAGAUGUUGAGGAAUAUGAAGAGGUAGAAGUGGAAGCCAGCCCGGAAAAGGAAGCAGCAUAAAAACAAUGGUAAUGUCAAAACACUCCCCAAACGAGCCUCUUGGCACUCACUAAAGAAAAGGCAGUAGCCAUCAGCUGCAUGCUGAAAAUAACACCUUUCUUAAGAAUUUCUUCUCUGCAUCUGGCCAAAACAUACCCAAUAUUAAAUACAGUGCUUUUGAAAUUAACGGCAGCUAUGCUUUACUCCCCCGAGCAACUGUUGUCACUGAAUCUCUCCCGAAGAGCCGCUAUGAAGACAAGUCGUCUCCUAACAGCCUUCCUUGUAAACGGAGUCACUUUCAGAGUAUUACCACCAGCCACUGAGGGUCAUACGCAGCCCCUCUGCCUGUAUGUGUCGGGGUCAGCAACAGCAAAACUUGCCACCAGCUCAUCAGCUUUAUUUAUUCUGGGGCAGACACCGUCCUGCUCCGUCCGUGCCCCUGUUGCAGAGAGGCAGGGCCCCCCCGCAGCGACCCACGGCUGCCAUGCCCAGCUCCUGCGGCUGGGGGGGACAACGCAGGGAAAAAGACUGAAUGUGCACAGUCUUACUUUUUUUUUUUUAAAAAGUAUUUUACUAGUUCUGUCACAUUGCUGGCUUAUAUUAUUGCAGAGCUUGGAUUCAUUAACCUUGUGUGGUUUGUUUCUAUUUCAAACUGUAGAUCGAGUUGUAUUAGCACACACAGCUGUGAACACUCCGUAGAAGUUUUACUGUGGGUUCCCCCUCGCCCCCCGUGUACUAACUAUUGUAAACUUUCUUCCUGUCAUUCAGCGCAGCAAAAUGGAUGGAAUGGUUUGCAGCUAGUUAGUAAGUCCCAUGGCAAUCGCUAAAUCAAAACCGUAUCUUUACUUCAGGAAAAAAAGUUUCUCGCCAUUCACAGCCAUCUACUUAAGACUGUAUUUAUAAUAUUCUUUAAAUAAAAAUUGUAUACCAUUCUCUAAAAUACUUUAAUACUUGAAACAUUGGAUAGACAAAAAUCAGUUUAUUCUUGUAAGGACUAACUUUUUUUGAUGUAACAUAUAUAUAUGGAGAAAUGGAGUUUGUUUUAUUAUGCUCUUUGAAGAGAGUUUAUUAAACUGUGAGUUUGAGUCGA
This is a messenger RNA of Chroicocephalus ridibundus (black-headed gull), 2689 nucleotides long. RefSeq names its product tubulin beta 1 class VI (gene TUBB1). Lineage: Eukaryota; Metazoa; Chordata; Aves; Charadriiformes; Laridae. Gene Ontology annotation, biological process: microtubule cytoskeleton organization; mitotic cell cycle. The record is from RefSeq and is a predicted model, not a curated record. Gene Ontology annotation, molecular function: GTPase activity; structural constituent of cytoskeleton; GTP binding. Gene Ontology annotation, cellular component: microtubule; cytoplasm. Bases 271 to 1620 code for a protein of 449 amino acids. The transcript has 4 exons.